AUGUCUGUAGAAAGGCCGCGCCUUGGAAAGACAGAAGAACAACCAACAGUUCAAUCUCGCACAAUCAAGCGUAAGAAAGCAACAGUAACAUCUCGUGGACUUGGAAUGGCUCCAAAGCCAAAGCCACCGCGUGAAUUUACCCAAUUCCGCCGUUUCUAUGAUCGUGGCGAUCUUCCAAUUUCACGUAACUACGGUGAUGAACAAGGUCCAAUUCACUGGAAAGUUUCACCAGAUCUUCUGGAUUAUCACCACUAUUUACCAGUAUUUUUCGAUGGUCUUCGUGAAACAGAGGAGCCAUACUGGUACUUCGCAUAUUACGGCACUCUUGAUCUCAUUGCUCAAGGCCCAACAAAAAUUCUCGCUGUUGUUCCACAAUUAAUUAUUCCGUUAAAGAAAGAUCUAAAUACUCGCGAGCCAGAAAUAUUAUGCCGCUGCAUGGCUGUCAUUCAGGCACUUGUUAAAGCAGAUCCUCUCAUCAGUGAGGCUCUUGUUCCAUAUUACCGCCAGAUUCUCCCAGUCUUUAAUGAAUUCUUCCUUGAUAACAAGAACAUUGGUGAUCGUAUCGAAUAUAGCCAGCGCAAGCACAACAAUCUUUCUGAUUUAAUUCACGAAACUCUUGAAGAAAUGGAAAAGAGCGGAGGUCCAGAAGCUUACAUUAACAUCAAAUAUAUGAUCCCAUCAUACCAGUCCGCUGUUGCUGGCAGUGCUUAA
This is a messenger RNA of Trichomonas vaginalis G3, 711 nucleotides long. RefSeq names its product negative regulation of cell death. Lineage: Eukaryota; Parabasalia; Trichomonadida; Trichomonadidae. Bases 1 to 711 code for a protein of 236 amino acids. The record is from RefSeq and is a predicted model, not a curated record. The transcript has a single exon. Gene Ontology annotation, molecular function: Hsp90 protein binding; Hsp70 protein binding.